AUGAUGAUGGAGGAGGAUGAAGCGGAGGCUCAUCAGGUGGAUAUGGAGAGCAGACCUAGCUCGUGCAGCUGGCCAGACUCCUCGUGUGAGCUGAGCGCGGAUCUGUCGCUCGAUCUGAGCAUCUGUAAAGUGGAGUCGGAUCAUGUUCCAUCAUCAUCGUGCAUGUUGGAUGCAGAAGGAUUUCACGGCUUCACCGGAGCUGCGCUGCGUAAAACCAAGAGCUCGUCCCGGCGGAACGCGUGGGGAAACCAGUCUUACGCGGAGCUCAUCACCCGCGCCAUCGAGAGCACACCCGACAAAAGACUCACCCUGUCACAGAUCUACGACUGGAUGGUCCGAUAUGUGCCCUAUUUCAAAGAUAAAGGAGACAGCAACAGCUCUGCCGGCUGGAAGAACUCCAUCCGUCACAAUCUGUCCCUGCACACACGCUUCAUCCGUGUGCAGAAUGAGGGAACGGGCAAGAGUUCCUGGUGGAUGCUUAAUCCUGAGGGAGGCAAGUUGGGAAAAGCCCCCCGCCGCCGAGCCAUCUCCAUGGACAACAGCACCAAGUACUUAAAGAGCAAAAGGCGAGUGAGCCGUAAGAGGAAUCCUGGGAAAGCCAAGCAGGUUGCAGAGCCACCGGUGGGAUUCUGUAGCUCUCCAGAGCAUUGUAGUCCCACUACAAUGUCUGGGACUGGUGGGCCAGUGGUUAGGGAGGACUUUCACACCUGGAAGGAUCUCCAUUCACAUGCCAGCUCUUCAGCUUCAACUCUUAGUGGUUGCCUGUCACCCAUCCUAGCUGAGGUGGAACUGGGAGAGCCUGAGGAGGUAAGGUUAUCUUGCUCCACGUCUCCACACCUCUACCCCAGUCCCUCUAGUGCCCACUCACCUGCAUCCCACUGCAAUGCAGAUCUCAGGGCGACCAUUACCUACCAACAGCACCAGCCAAUGGGCCAUCAACACCCUUCUUACCACUACAACAGUGAUUCAAAAAGCCAGGGCUCCAGCUGCGACUCAGCUUAUGGCCAGCCAAGUGUGGGCAUGCUUCUCCCUCAUCCCUCCAUGCAGACUUUUGAGGAGAGCACAUGCUUCUCUGGUAGUAUGCAGGCCUACACGAGCUCCAGUACCUUGCAGAGUCUGCUGACCAGAGGACCCCAGUUCAAUGUCAAGGACAAGAUACUGGGGAAGGAGAAUGUGGUCCACUCCAUGAUGGUUGCUCAAGGCAAUAGGGCAAGAUCCAGCAGUAGUCAGCAUGGUCACAAUAAUGCUCCUGCUCCUGACUCUUCCUCCAAACCAUCUCACAGCCACAACAUCAUUCAAAGAUUGAGCCAAGACCAUCACCAUGCAGCAGUGCAUUCUCAACCCAGUGAUGGACACAUGCAGUCAUACAUUCAUAAAUCCCCUUACCUAUACAGCCCUCAAGCCCAAGCACAUCUCUCAGCAUCCACCAUGCUACCCCAAAACCUUGCAGGCAUGCAGGAAAUCCUACAGGACACCUGCCACCUUGAAACAGCCCCGUAUCCACUCCCCCUCCUCAACAUUUACUCCAGUCCACAUCAGCACAGUAUGCCUGAAGGACCAUACCAUCAAUCUCAGGGGGCAGGGGAAGGGUACCAGUACCAACAACCCCAUCAGCUCUAUCCUCAUGAGUGGCUGCCAGCUGACCCUGAAAUGGACAUGUUUCACAGAAGCCUGGAUUGUGACAUGGAGUCCAUCCUCCUCCAUGGCAUUCUAGACUCAGGAGGGGAGAAUGACUGCAAUUUUGACUCCUCAUUGGCACAGGGAAUGGGCAUGGGCUUUGGAUUCACAGGUACGCAGCAGAACCACAACAAACAGAGCUGGGUUCCCGGAUAAACACAAUACCCCUUGUAAAUUACUUGAAUAUUACUAGAGGCACUACAAUCUAGACACCAACCAGCA
This is a messenger RNA of Myxocyprinus asiaticus (Chinese sucker), 1899 nucleotides long. Its product is annotated as forkhead box protein O3-like. NCBI's taxonomy places the organism in Eukaryota, Metazoa, Chordata, Actinopteri, Cypriniformes, Catostomidae. Gene Ontology annotation, biological process: regulation of transcription by RNA polymerase II. Gene Ontology annotation, cellular component: nucleus. The record is from RefSeq and is a predicted model, not a curated record. The transcript has 2 exons. The coding region runs from base 1 to 1833 and encodes 610 amino acids. Gene Ontology annotation, molecular function: RNA polymerase II cis-regulatory region sequence-specific DNA binding; DNA-binding transcription factor activity, RNA polymerase II-specific.